This is a messenger RNA of Ctenocephalides felis (cat flea), 1980 nucleotides long. RefSeq names its product organic cation transporter protein-like. NCBI's taxonomy places the organism in Eukaryota, Metazoa, Arthropoda, Insecta, Siphonaptera, Pulicidae. Gene Ontology annotation, biological process: transmembrane transport. The transcript is spliced from 9 exons. The record is from RefSeq and is a predicted model, not a curated record. Gene Ontology annotation, molecular function: transmembrane transporter activity. Gene Ontology annotation, cellular component: membrane. Bases 220 to 1884 code for a protein of 554 amino acids.
UCGGUUGAUACAGUUCGCAGACAACGCAGAAUUAAUUAUUAUAAACAAUUGGUUCAGGACUGUCUGUUAUUAAUUCUGUGACAGAAAUGUGCGGCUUCAGUAGAAUUUUUUCUGUUAUGGGAAGCGUUAUAACAUAAAAUAAAAUUCAAUUAAUAAAAUUAUUAUGGUGUUGUAAAUUCGAAUUUAGUUUUGUAGUACAGAGAACAUCCGGAAGUGAAGAUGCCUGUGAACAAGCAUGAUGGAUACCAAAUGGACUUGGACAGUAUUUUGAAAGAGUUGGGACAUUUUGGAAAAUUUCAACUUCUGAAUUGCCUGUUUAUUUGCAUUACAAUAUUGCUUUUUGCUAUGUAUGCGAUGAGCUAUGUGUUCACGGCGGGCGUAGUAAAUCAUAGAUGUUUAGUACCUGACUGCGAUGAUCCAUCGAAUCCUGAAUUCAAGCCCAGUUGGUUGGGAAAUGCGGUGCCUUACGAUUGGCGAAACUCGGACUCAUCGGCCACCAAAUCCUUUGAGAAAUGCGAGAGGUUUGCGCGGAACCUUACGGUGCCUCGAGAACCCGAAUGCCCAAAAACCAUGUUCAGUAGCACAUUUGAAACUUGCGACCAAUGGGUUUUUGAAGAUGAUACAUCUACGAUACAAACAGAAUGGAAUUUGACAUGCGAAGAUAAUGAAUGGAAACUUGCUCUUAUCGGGACCAUAAAUAAUGUAGGACAAUUUGUCUGCUUAACAAUGGCUGGAAUCGUCUCUGACAAAUUUGGACGACGUACUGUUCUAGUAUUUGGAAUAGUUACUUUAGGAAUGAUAGGUAUCGUAAAAUCUUUCUCAGUCAAUUACUUGAUGUUCGUAUUUCUUGAAUUUUUCGGAACUGUCCUGGGAACGGGAUGUUACACUGCUGGAUAUAUUCUGGGAAUGGAGUUAGUACAACCUCGCAAGCGUGUUUUAGGCGGUGCAGUCAUAACCUGCUUCUUUGCCUUUGGUGAAGCUUUAGUAGGAGCUAUUUCAUGGAAAACACGCUCAUGGCGGCUUCUGCUUCGAAUCAUACAUCCACCAGCUCUGCUGCUCCUUUCAUACUUCUGGUUGAUACCAGAGAGCAUACGUUGGCUAAUGGUACAAGGCAGAAGAAAAGAGGUUGCCAAAGUUAUAAAAAAUGCGGCUCGUACGAACAAUGUUGUCUUGUCCGACAUGGCUAUGCAAAAACUAACACCUGGUUCAAACUCAGAUUCCGAUGAAACAGAAGACGAUGAAAGGAUACGAAUUCAAACCACCCAAUCUUGGAAAUCUUUCCUUAAAUCAACCCCAAUGAUACUAAGAGUAUUGAACUGUUCUUUUUGCUGGUUUACAAAUGCAUUUGUUUUCUACGGAUUAUCUCUUAAUUCAGUAGCUAUAGCUGGAAACAAAUAUCUAAAUUUUAUUCUAGUUUCUCUAAUAGAAGUUCCGGCCCAUGUUGUAACAUAUAUUUUAUCAGAUCGAUUGGGAAGAAGAACGUUACUUUGCGGAGCAUUAAUAUCGAGUGGAGUUGCAUGUUUUGCGUCCAAAUUUGUUGCUACAGAUCUGACUUGGCUGCGCCUGGUGAUGUUCCUGUACGGAAAGUUUUCGAUAACGAUAUCAUUUGCUAUACUUUAUGUAUAUACAACUGAACUAUUUCCUACUUCCAUGAGGCAUUCCAUACUAGCGUCGUGUUCUAUGUUGGGCAGAGUGGGCUCCAUGAUUGCCCCCCAAACGCCGCUCUUGGCCAGAUAUAUGGAUUCCUUGCCCUUGAUACUCUUCGGAGGAACUGCCCUUACUUCAGGAUCUCUGAUAUUAUUUUUCCCAGAAACUCUUAAUAUUCGGUUACCAGAUACUAUAGAGGAAGCAGAAAAUAUUGGUAAACCCGAAAUAAAAACAUAGACACCGUUUCAGGUGUGACAUGUUGAAUUUUAAAUUAAUUUUAUAAAUUUAUAUUUAUAUUUUUGUAAGUUUUAAUAAAUUAUAAAAUUAAUAUGA